CGUUUUCACAUUCGAUAAACAUUCAAAAUGUCUUCCAGGGCACGAAAGAAGUUGGCAAAACAAAAUGAUAUACUAAGCCAAUUUGCAGUUAGUGACGACGAUAACGAACAAUUCAUAGAUGAAAUCAAAUUCGCGAAGAAAAAUGGAACAACUCGUAACAACUUUGACCUGCUAUUGGCUGAAGAAAACAACAGAGAGUCUUCAUCUGAUGGAGAAGUUCACACCAGGAGGGAAGAUGCAGAGGUGACUGAAUUGCAAUGCAAAAAUGGAAACAAGAAAACUGGAAAAAAGAAGAAGAAAAAGAAAAAGAAAAAGGAAGGGAUUGGCAGUGAAGUGGAUGACAAUGAUUUAAAAUCAAAUGAUCUCAAAACUGGCAUUGAGGAUGAGAUUGAUAGAAGUGUAAGGGAGGUCAAUGAGCUACUGGGUAUCAAACAGACGAUGGCAAGGGAUAAUGAUAACAUGUCAAAUGAAAGUGCAGAGUUCAGCAGCAGCAGAUCAAUACUUGCAGUUGAACACAGAAAUUUGAAUCCUGAAAAUGAAAUGAGAAAGAAGUUUGGCUCGAAUGUUGUUGGUGGGGAAAGGAGGAGAAACGCACAUAGAAGGCAGCCAGCCAGAUCAGUAUGGCUAGUUAAUCCUAGACCAAACUGGAAGCCUGCAUCAAAAACAGGACUAACCAUGAAACUGUUAGAGAACAAAGACGGCGUGUAUCAUUUUACUUUUGAGCAUCUACCAUCCUAUCAAGAAAUCCAGUUCAAAUUUAUGGAAGCUGUAGAUUCUGCAAAUCACCAUAAUUUAGUUGAUCUUCUGAACCACUAUCCAAACCACAUCGACUCACUAUUGCAGUUAAGCGAAGUAUGCAAAAUAAGCGAGGAUCACCAAAUGGCUGCUGAGCUGAUUGAGAGAGCGUUGUACAUCUUUGAACGGAAUUUUCAUACACUAUUCAAUGUUACCCGUUGCAACAGCAGACUUGAAUAUCGAAGAGCAGAAAACCGGGCGUUUUUUCUUGCCUUGUUUCGUCACAUGACUUACAUCGGAGAUAGAGCUUGUUACCGUACAUCUUUGGAAUUUUGCAAGUUCAUUCUGGGACUAGAUCCAGAAGAUCCAUUAGCUGUGCUACUUCUAAUUGACUUCUAUGCCUUGAAAUCAGAACAAUACGAUUAUUUGAUUCAACUUUUCAAUGAAUGGGAGGUAUCAAAGAACCUCUUGAAGCUUCCUAAUUACUCGUUUUCAGUACCACUGGCAAUGUUCCAUUCACAAAAGUUUAAGAAUGAAAAAGCAAGCCAAAUGCUUCAAGAUGCUUUGAUCAAGUUUCCAACAACCCUGUUAUUAUUAAUGGAUAAAUGUGGAGUGGUAUUGAAAGAUGAAAUUAUUCAGCAUCCAUACUUCCAGAGGACAAAUGACAUCAAGCAGUCUGAUGGUCUGAACCGGCUGAUCGCCUUGUACGUCGGACGAAAUUUUUCAUUAUGGAAAAUACCAGAGGUUCUUGAUUGGCUGGCAGAUUGUGCGUUGGGCGCCAUCAAGCGGCUUGAAGCAAACGACCCUCUUCAAAAGCAAUGGGAACCUCUGUGGAAGUAUUUGUACCAGAAAGUCCCGUAUAACAUAUUUCGACACAUUAUUAUUUCAGAUAUAAAAGAGGCUGCAAGAUCACUACCUCCGGAAAUAAGCAGUGUAACUGUCAAUACAUACGAUCCACUACCACCUCCAGACUCAAUAUCAGGAUACACAAUACAAAGAAGGUCGCACGAAAAUGAUGCUGAUGGGUUUCUUUCUUUAUUCCUCCGUUCAUUACUACCAAGCUUUGGGACGGAAAACCAACAGCCGCCUCGAGCACCCCAGCAACCUCUACAACAAGAGGCACAAAGACAGCAGCCUCAGGGAGCGGAGGCUAUUGUCAGGCCAGGAGUGGAAAAUCGGAUAACAGAAAGUGCUCAAAGGCUUAUGGGUGCAAUGCGAGAAUUAUUGAACUCAAUGACGUACAGAGGAGAUUUAGAUGAGGUUGGAAAUGACGAUGAAGGUGGAUUUGAAGAAGCUGACUGGGAAGACCCUGAAGAAUUCUGAAAAACAACAAUGAUACAGUAGAGAUAAGAAAUUGUCUAUAAAAAGUCUCAUUUUUGAUAACUGGAAUAUUUUUUAAAUACAGACCAACUCAACAAUUUAUUUUAUUCAAAUUUUAAUUGUAGCAGAUGCAGUAUCUUGUCCAGUGAUGAAUAAAUAAUUGCACAUCUUUGUGUCAUUAA
Molecule: messenger RNA, 2237 nt
Organism: Rhopilema esculentum
Lineage: Eukaryota; Metazoa; Cnidaria; Scyphozoa; Rhizostomeae; Rhizostomatidae
Product: ribosome quality control complex subunit TCF25
Cellular component (GO): RQC complex
Molecular function (GO): protein binding
Source: RefSeq, a predicted model, not a curated record